CUAAACAAAAAAAAUAUUUUUAUUUAUUAUCUUCCAGACACUCCAGCCUGCUUUUCACUAGAUUUAAAUGGACUCUCUAAUAUAAGACAAGAACUGUGCAAUAAACCAAGUAUGUUUCUUACAUCCCUUUCUUAUUUAUAUCAUCCGUUAAAGUCGGAAGAGUUUGCAAUUCAAGCCGGAAAACAUCAAACCAUUGACAUCACCUUCAUCGAUUUCUGCAUUGCGUGUUUUAGAUAUGAAGGGUCCGGAUUAACAGAAAUAAAAUCAAACUUCUGGAUAGAAGACCGUGGUGAAAACGCCUACAUUUGCUCUACGUAUCAACCGCCACAGACAUACAAAUCAACAGGUUCAAAGAUUCAUUUGCAUUACAAACCUGUUAGAGAUGAAAAAAUAAGUUAUAUUGGCAAAAGAGUAGAGGACAUUGAAGGAUUUCGGCUGCAAUAUAAAAUAUCAGAGCAUUCGUUUGUAAAGUAUACUACUGAGGUGAAGGGAAUUGAUUCAACAGAUUUAGCAGGUACAUAUUUCAAUAUUUAGCGAAUAUAAAGCAACGAACAUUGUUUUAACUGUAAACGAAGUAUAUUUUG
Molecule: messenger RNA, 584 nt
Organism: Ruditapes philippinarum (Manila clam)
Lineage: Eukaryota; Metazoa; Mollusca; Bivalvia; Venerida; Veneridae
Exons: 2
Coding region: 112-534 (140 amino acids)
Source: RefSeq, a predicted model, not a curated record